UAUAUAAAAUACUUUUAAAAAAAAACAAAAAAAAACUUUCACCUCCGUGCUGUUUCGCCGGCAACAGAGUCUCUUCACCGCCGUGUCUUCUUCCUCCCCCAGAAAUGUGGGAUUGAAGAAACGAUCGAAGAAGAAGACGAAGUUUAAACACAAUGGCUCCAGCUAAAAAAGCUGAUAAGAAAGCAACACUAGAUGCUGCUGCUUGGAUGUUCAAUGUUGUUACUUCUGUUGGUAUCAUCAUUGUUAAUAAAGCUUUAAUGGCUACUUAUGGCUUUAGCUUUGCAACGACCUUAACUGGUUUACAUUUCGCUACAACGACGUUGAUGACACUUGUUUUAAGAUGUUUAGGAUAUGUUCAGCCUUCUCAUCUUCCAUUUAAAGAGCUUCUUAAGUUUAUUGUGUUUGCGAACUUUUCGAUUGUUGGAAUGAAUGUUAGUCUUAUGUGGAACUCUGUUGGGUUUUAUCAGAUUGCAAAGCUUAGUAUGAUUCCUGUAUCAUGCUUGUUGGAAGUAGUGUUAGAUAAGAUUCGUUACUCAAGAGACACUAAACUUAGCAUAGGACUUGUUCUUGUUGGUGUUGGUGUUUGCACUGUUACUGAUGUUAGUGUUAACACCAAAGGUUUCGUUGCUGCUUUUGUUGCUGUGUGGAGUACUGCUUUGCAACAAUACUAUGUACAUUAUCUACAGCAAAAGUACAAGCUUAGCUCCUUCAACCUAAUAGGUCAUACUGCUCCAGCCCAAGCUGCAACACUGUUGAUAGUCGGUCCAUUUCUUGAUUAUUGGUUGACAGAAAAACGAGUAGACAUGUACGAUUACAACUUUGUAUCUGUGAUGUUUAUAACCCUCUCGUGCACAAUAGCGAUUGGGACAAACCUAAGCCAGUUCAUCUGCAUUGGGAGAUUUACAGCGGUGUCGUUCCAAGUCCUGGGCCAUAUGAAGACGAUCUUGGUGCUGGUAAUGGGCUUCUUCUUCUUUGACAGAGAUGGUCUAAACCUGCAUGUCGUUCUUGGCAUGAUUAUUGCAGUACUUGGGAUGAUCUGGUACGGUAAUGCCUCGUCCAAGCCAGGCGGCAAGGAGAAGAAGAACUAUUCUCUUCCGACGACCCGACAACAGAAACAUGGAGCUGCUUUGGAUUAUGAUGAACACCAAGGUAAAGUUUAGCAAGUAGUAAGAGAUCAGUUUCACUCAUAGCUAUUACAUCUCACUUUGAAUUAUUCUUUCGUAGCUAAUUUUUUGUUAUCUUGUUGCUUCUCAUUUUUUGACUUGGUACAAAUAUUAACUUUCAUACAAGUUACCAAAUGAUGCAAUGGCAUUUCAUACUCUUUCAUGUCGUUCU
Messenger RNA from Capsella rubella, 1335 nucleotides. RefSeq names its product UDP-rhamnose/UDP-galactose transporter 5. Gene Ontology annotation, molecular function: UDP-galactose transmembrane transporter activity; antiporter activity. The coding region runs from base 153 to 1160 and encodes 335 amino acids. NCBI's taxonomy places the organism in Eukaryota, Viridiplantae, Streptophyta, Magnoliopsida, Brassicales, Brassicaceae. The transcript is spliced from 6 exons. The record is from RefSeq and is a predicted model, not a curated record. Gene Ontology annotation, cellular component: Golgi apparatus.